UGAUUGUUGUAGACCUUGAUGCUGCAGCAUGAGCUGCGUUUUUCUCUUGUUUUUACACAGUUGGCCUCAUUUUACUUCUUGGUUGUGACAGAAAAAGGAGAACAAAAUGCAAGAGGAGAAAAAAACCUCGAGGUUCUGCCACCUAGCAUCACGACAGAAGUGCAUCAGCAUCAGAGCAGCAUUACUACCACACCACCAGCAUCAGAGGAACAGGAUAAAGUGGAUUAUCAUCAGAGCACCACAAUAAAAACCACAACACCACUGGUUUCUGAGGAACUGACUGAAGCACCUGUAAGCAGCGCUGCAGGUUCGAUCCAGGUGUUUGGAUAUGAGGGCGGAGACGUAAACCUCUCCUGCCCCUACGAUCGGGGAUUCGAGGGUCGUCAGAAAUACCUGUGCAACAACAACUGUCGUUACGCCGAUGUUCUUAUAACAACGUCACAAGGAAGCAGUGGAAAAUACUCCAUUCACGACGAUAAAACAACCCGAGUUUUCACAGUGACCAUAUCUGCCCUUCGACUUCAUGACGCUGGGAAAUACUGGUGUGGCGUGACAAGGAUAGGAAAAGAUAUAAGCAUUGAAAGAAAGCUGGAAGUAAAAGCAGACAGAUGUUGUGACACGGUGAAUAAAUCCAAAGUACUGAGGAAGGUUCAGUGA
Molecule: messenger RNA, 657 nt
Organism: Poeciliopsis prolifica (blackstripe livebearer)
Lineage: Eukaryota; Metazoa; Chordata; Actinopteri; Cyprinodontiformes; Poeciliidae
Product: CMRF35-like molecule 5
Exons: 5
Coding region: 19-657 (212 amino acids)
Source: RefSeq, a predicted model, not a curated record